CGCGCGCUUCUCCCCUCAGCGAACGGCGGCCCGCGGAGCCCGCCGGAAACAGCUCGGCGUCACUUCCGGCCAUGACCUUGGUUCCGCCGCGGCCAUUGUUGCCCUCCUGCCUGUCACCGCGAUGGGGAAGAAGCACAAGAAGCACAAGGCGGAGAAGGCCGAGUGGAGGUCCGCGCCCGCGCCCGCCCUCACCGCCGCCGGCCCCGGCGCCGCCGCCUACGACGAUUAUGUGGAUAAACCCUUGGAAAAGCCAUUGAAGCUGGUACUGAAAGUCGGAGGCAGCGAAGUGACUGAACUUUCAGGAUCGGGACACGAUUCCAGUUAUUACGAUGACCGAUCGGACCACGAGAGAGAGCGACACAAGGAAAAGAAGAAGAAAAAGAAAAAGAAGUCAGAUAAAGAGAAAGAAAAGCAUCCUGACGAUGAGGAGAGACGGAAAAGAAAGGAAGAGAAGAAAAGAAAAAGAGAGAAGGAGCUGUGUGACACAGAGGGUGAGACCGAUGAUUUUGAUCCUGGGAAAAAAGUAGAGGUUGAUCCACCUCCUGAUCGGCCAGUCCGGGCCUGCAGAACUCAGCCUGCAGAAAACGAGAGCACGCCUAUCCAGCAAUUAUUGGAACAUUUUCUUCGCCAGUUACAAAGGAAAGAUCCCCAUGGGUUUUUUGCUUUCCCCGUCACGGAUGCCAUUGCUCCUGGCUAUUCCAUGAUAAUAAAGCAUCCCAUGGAUUUUGGCACGAUGAAAGACAAAAUAGCAAACAAUGAAUACAAAUCAGUCACAGAAUUCAAGGCAGACUUUAAACUGAUGUGCGACAACGCCAUGACGUACAACAGACCGGACACCGUGUACUACAAACUGGCCAAGAAGAUCCUCCACACGGGCUUCAAGAUGAUGAGCAAAGAACGGCUGUUAGCUUUGAAGCGCAGCAUGUCGUUUAUGCAGGACAUGGAUUUUUCUCAGCAGGCAGCUCUCCUGGGCGACGAAGACACGGCUGUCGAGGAGCCCGUGCCCGAAGUGGUUCCCGUGAAUGUGGAGACCACCAAGAAAUCCAAAAAGCCAAGUAAAGAAGUAAUUAGCUGUAUAUUUGAACCGGAGGGAAACGCCUGCAGCUUGACGGACAGCACAGCGGAAGAGCACGUCCUGGCUUUGGUGGAACACGCCGCGGAUGAAGCUCGGGACAGGAUCAGCCGAUGUCUUCCCAACAGCAAGAUUGGCUACUUGAAAAAGAAUGGGGAUGGUUCUUUGGUCUUCAGCGUAGUCAAUCCAUCAGACCCAGAAGUGGAAGAGGAGGAAACCCAUCCAGUGGACCUGAGCUCUCUCUCAAGUAAAUUGUUGCCUGGUUUCACAGCACUCGGGUUUAAAGAUGAAAGAAGGCACAAAGUUACCUUUCUUUCAAGCAACAAUGCGGGUCUUUCAGUGCAAAACCACUCUAUAUUUCAUGACCUGAAAGCGGAUGAAAUGGAACUGCUGUAUUCAGCAUAUGGCGAUGAAACCGGAAUCCAGUGCGCCUUAAGCUUGCAAGAAUUUGUGAAAGAUUCCGGAAGCUACAGCAAAAAACUAGUGGACGACUUGCUGGAUCAGAUUACUGGAGGUGAUCACUCAAAAACCAUCUAUCAACUCAAGCAGAGGAGGAACAUUCCAGUGAAGCCACCAGAUGAAGUCAAAGUGCCAGCAGUGCUCAUAAAAGAAGAGCACAAGUUGCGCAAUACCUGCCCAGAUGCGCCCAAGCAAAGCGCGAUCGGAGAAUCCAUUGGAGACAGUACCAGUUCUGUUUUGGAUUUUCUAUCCAUGAAGCCGUACGAUGUAUCGCUUGAUAUAUCCAUGUUGAGCUCGUUGGGUAAAGUGAAGAAGGAACUCGAUCAUGACGACAAUCACUUGCACUUGGACGAAACAACAAAGCUCCUACAGGAUCUUCACGAGGCUCAGACCGAGCGGGUGGGAUCCAGGCCUUCCUCCAAUCUCAGUUCCCUCUCCAACGCUUCAGAACGAGAUCAGCAUCAUCUAGGGAGUCCCUCUCACCUAAGCGUAGGAGAACAACAGGACAUGGUCCACGACCCCUACGAAUUUCUUCAGUCUCCAGAACCUACAAAUGCCAACAACUGAAGUCUCAGACAUGCGGUUUAUGUCUUUAAACUAACAUGUUCUAUAGUGUUCCAUCCAAUAGUAUGCAUUUCAGUGUGUCCUCUAUGUGGGCGAGGAUUGCAAAGGAAUAAUGCAUGUGCACAUUUGUAAAUUGUAAACUCCCGUAGCGACUAGUAUCAUGGAAUUUGCACCGUACCUCAUGCAAGACGUUCUGGCAACAGUUGCAUAUCUGAGCUCUGAAGGCCCAGGUGCAGAUUACGUAUUUAAGGAUCCGUAUCAGAAACAGUAUCCAGCUGUCUUAUCAUGCUGUCAGUCAUUGAAAGUUUUAUAAUAUGGCCAUACGGAAGCUCCUCUGAGGGACUCUUUUUCAGUGGCAAGAUGAGUUCUGGCGUGACACUGUCUUCCUGUUCUCCCGGCUCUUUAGAGUUGUUGACUGAGUAGUGAAGAAGCCCUCGAUUUCAUCUGUUUUUUUAUUGCAUGCAAAAUUAAGACGUUCCGAAGUGUUCAUGACUUAAUUGGCUACAAUUAAGUCACGAACACUUUGGAACGUCUUAAUUCUGCAUGCAAUAAAAAAAUAGAUGAAAUCGAGGGCUUCUUCACUAUCCAGAAAUUCAGACUCUGCCAAAUUCUCCGUGUUCUAAGUGUUGUAUAUAUGAGCAAAACCGUACCUGUACAAAAGGGGCAAACGUUUGUGUCGUUUUUAAAUGAAGUAUUGGAGAUUUGAUAUUGAAUGGCCUUUUUUUUACAAUUGAUAUUAUGUGUAAACUAGAAUUAGUUGUUCGUGAAGAGUAUUGUAAAUAAAGAUUAAUAAAAUUCAAAAUGUA
Messenger RNA from Heteronotia binoei (common prickly gecko), 2901 nucleotides. It is a transcript of the gene BRD9, whose product is annotated as bromodomain containing 9. Gene Ontology annotation, cellular component: nucleus. The record is from RefSeq and is a predicted model, not a curated record. NCBI's taxonomy places the organism in Eukaryota, Metazoa, Chordata, Lepidosauria, Squamata, Gekkonidae. Bases 122 to 2098 code for a protein of 658 amino acids. Gene Ontology annotation, biological process: regulation of transcription by RNA polymerase II. The transcript is spliced from 17 exons.